Messenger RNA from Eremothecium cymbalariae DBVPG#7215, 963 nucleotides. It is a transcript of the gene LOT5, whose product is annotated as Lot5p. The coding region runs from base 1 to 963 and encodes 320 amino acids. NCBI's taxonomy places the organism in Eukaryota, Fungi, Ascomycota, Saccharomycetes, Saccharomycetales, Saccharomycetaceae. The transcript has a single exon. The record is from RefSeq and is a predicted model, not a curated record.
AUGGCUCAUCUAGCUUGCCGCAACAAUGUUGGCUGUGAGAUAGUGGCCACAAAACCUACUGUGGAAAAUGUCAUACCAUAUGUGCAUUAUCAACAAACGCAGCCUCGGCUGAAGGGUGUUCAUUUGCUUCAACAGAACGAGCUGCCAAUAUUGUACGGCGGAGGACGCGAUUUUUUAUUUGGUCUAUUUCACACGGAAUGCUACAAGAAUUCCGAGGCUGCCGAAUUGUUCAUCCUAAACACUUGCAUUGUAAUAUGGUUAAGUUCGUUGAACUGUGGGCUCCAGAUCCCAUAUCAAUGUGUGGUUUAUCACGCGGUGAAAGAAACUGAUGACCCAAAUCUCCCGGAAGGUCACCGGCUCGAGCUCGUCAUAACAGUUCAACGUGAUGAUGUUGUGAACCACUUCUUCCCAAAUACAGCUGCGUCAGAACUGUAUACCAUGUCUAGCGUGGAACUAGUGCUGCGACCAAAAUAUGCCAAUUACGAUAGGCAUUACAACGACGACAUGGAACAGCUAUUCAUAUUUAGAGGUUUCGGCCUCAACAGAGGUGACACCAUGGUCACAAAUUGUAACAAGGCGAUAGCCAACUGCAUGGAUUUCUAUCUAAUAGAGGAUGACGAUGAAGAGGAUGAACAUACCAGUACUAAUCGCAACACCAAUUCCAUCCAAGACGAAAACCAAGUCAACAUUGACGAAAACCCCCUGCACAUAUACACGGGUCUUGCUAACCUCGCUAACGAUCCAUCAGCGUUUGCAUCCGCCUAUGCAAACCGUGGAAAUGCCGAUGAUCUCGAUGACGAUGUCACCAUCUCAUCGCUAUCAAACGACGGAACAGAUGCUAGCAUGUCUUUGCAAUUCGACACUGGUCUUCAGAUCGCGGGAAAAAAAAAAAUUCGAUCUGACGAUGAUGAUAGUAUGCACUAUCACUACCAUACCUUGGACAAAAGGCCCAGGGAUCGCUAA